Spea bombifrons (plains spadefoot toad) is the source of this 3259-nucleotide messenger RNA. RefSeq names its product spliceosome associated factor 3, U4/U6 recycling protein (gene SART3). Lineage: Eukaryota; Metazoa; Chordata; Amphibia; Anura; Pelobatidae. Gene Ontology annotation, molecular function: RNA binding; protein binding. The coding region runs from base 42 to 2852 and encodes 936 amino acids. The record is from RefSeq and is a predicted model, not a curated record. The transcript is spliced from 19 exons. Gene Ontology annotation, biological process: RNA processing.
CCGCCCAACAACGUUGUGAAUUCGUAUUGAGAAGGAACACGAUGGCGACUGCUCAGCCUGAAGAAAUGGAGAGGGAGAGUAAGGUUGUAGGAGACGACGAUGACGAAGAGGAGGAGAUGGAGUCCGAAGGCGAAGGGCUAGGAGAUGGCUCGUCUGAGGGAACAGGACAAUCUUCUUCUGACGAAGAAGAUGAAAAGGAGAAUGAAGCAGAGAUCCAGCGCCUGGAAGAGCAGCUCUCCAUAAAUGCAUUUGACUACAACUGUCAUGUCGACCUCAUCAAACUCCUCAGACAAGAAGGGGAGCUAGAGAGACUGAGACGUGCGCACCAAAAGAUGAGUGAGCUUUUCCCUUUGACAGAAGAAAUUUGGCUGGACUGGCUGAAGGACGAGAUGAAGGUUGCAGAAGAAGAUUCCAGCCGAGAAAAGGUUUACGAGUUGUUUGAGCGCGCUGUCAAGGACUAUAUCUGUCCAGAAAUCUGGUUGGAAUAUGCCCAGUAUUCCAUUGGUGGAAUGGGAGAGGAGGGAGGCAUUGCCAAAGUCCGCUCUGUAUUUGAGAGGGCAUUAACUGCUGUUGGACUUCACAUGACCAAAGGAUCAACAAUUUGGGAUGCCUACAGGGAAUUUGAAAAUGCCAUACUGGCCACCGUACAGCCAAUGCCUGGUAGUGUCCCGUCAGCAGAACAGCAACAGAUGUUCAAUGCUCAGCUUGAGAAGAUACACGCUCUUUUCAGACGCCAGCUGGGUGUGCCGCUUCUAGAUAUGGACGCUACCUACGCAGAGUAUGAGGAGUGGUCGGAGGAACCAAUUCCAGAUGCUGUCGUACAGAAUUACAAGAAAGCCUUAAAACAAAUGGAAAAGUCCAAACCAUAUGAAGAAGCUCUGCUUGCUGCAGAAACCCCAAAGCUUGUUGAGUACCAAGCAUACAUUGACUUUGAGAUAAAGGAGGGUGACCCGGCCCGUAUCCAGCUCAUCUUUGAACGUGCCUUGGCUGAAAACUGUCUGGUGCCAGAUCUCUGGGCUAGAUAUACUAAGUAUUUGGAUAGACAGCUAAAAGUUAAAGACCUUGUGCUUUCUGCGCAUGACCGUGCGGCCAGAAACUGCCCCUGGACAGUCGGUCUGUGGAAAAUGUAUAUCCUGGCCAUGGAACGACAUUGUGUAGAUCACCAGACUGUGACUGAUAACUUUGAGAAAGCAUUGAACGCAGGGUUCAUCCAGGCUACAGAUUACGUAGAGAUCUGGCAGUCCUACUUAGACUACCUGAGGAGGCGAGUUGACUUCACAAAAGACUCCAGCCAGGAGCUUGAAGAAUUGAGGUCUGCUUUUGUCCGUGCUCUAGAUUACCUGAAGCAGGAGGUUGAAGAAAGAUUUAGCGAGAGUGGAGAUGCUUCCUGCAGUAUAAUGCAAAACUGGGCCAGGAUAGAGGCUCGUCACUGUAAGAACAUACAGAAAGCCAGAGAGCUGUGGGAUAGCAUCAUGACCAAAGGCAAUUCCAAGUUUGCCAAUAUGUGGCUGGAGUACUACAACCUUGAGCGAGCACAUGGGGACAUCCAGCAUUGUAGAAAAGCUUUGCACCGAGCUGUCCAAUGCACCACUGAUUAUCCGGAGCACGUGUGUGAAGUACUGCUCAACCUGGAAAGAAUAGAAGGCUCUUUGGAAGAUUGGGAUGCAGCUGUACACAAAAUAGAAAACAGACUUUCGAGGGUCAAUGAGCAGAGAGCUAAGGCUGCUGAGAAGGAAGCGGUUCUUGCCAAGCAAGAAGAGGAGAAGGCAGAGCAGAGAAAAAAAUCCCGAGCUGAAAAGAAAGCUUCAAAAAAGCAGAAAAAGGCAAAACCCGGAGAUAAGCGCAAAGCAGAGGAGGAAGAUGACGAUGAUGAAGAGUGGGGGGAAGAAGCAGCAGAGCAGCCUAGUAAGAAGCACAAAGGGGAAGAGGAGAAAUCUGAAGACAAAGAAACUGAAGAGAUGGAGACCGAGAUGGGUCUGUUUGGCAGGAGCGCACCUCAAAAAGCACGGGCUCCGGCCAAACCGAAAGCAUCCAUCGCGACAGAUCAACCCAAAGUGCUUCAUGACGCAAACAAGGACAGCGUCACAGUAUUUGUCAGCAACAUGCCCUUCACCUUGUCCGAUCCAGAGCAGGAGCUGAGAAAGGUGUUCGCCGGAUGCGGGGAGAUCGCAGAGGUCCGUGUUGUGUACGGCAACAGUGGAAAUUUCAGGGGAUAUUGCUACGUGGAGUUUACGGAGGAAAAGAGUGCACUGGAUGCACUAAAACUUGACAGACAGCAAAUCAGAGGAAGACCUAUGUUUGUCUCUCCCUGUGUGGAUAAGAACAAGAACCCUGAUUUUAAGGUGUUUAGAUACAGCAAAUCAUUGGAAAAACACAAGUUAUUUGUCUCCGGGUUGCCAUUCUCUACUACCAAGGAGGAACUGGAAGACAUUUUUAAGGAACAUGGCUCUGUAAAAGAGAUCAGAAUUGUGACCAACCGCUCCGGAAAGGCAAAGGGCCUGGCAUAUGUGGAGUAUGCAAAUGAAGCGCAGGCAUCUCAAGCAGUGCUCAAGCUGGAUGGCACACAAGUAAAGGAUCAUGUGAUCAAGGUGGCUAUAAGUAACCCCCCGAUGAGGAAACCUCCACAAGCCGAAGCCUUCCGCCCCGCUAUGCCCAUGGUCCCGCGACAAGCCUAUGGAGCGAGGGGUAAAGGAAGAACCCAGUUGUCAUUGUUACCCCGCUCGCUGCAUCGCCAGAGCACGCCAAAAACCGAAAAUGGCACACCUCAGACACCGUCUGCUGCUUCAUCUGGAGAAGGGGACUCAAAAAAGAUGUCCAACGCAGAUUUUGCCCGGAUGCUGCUACAGAAGUGACUGUGAAGAAACCUGUUUAAUCGCAUACUAAGUCAAACUUUGAAAGAACAAUGCCCUUUGUGUCCUUAUCCAUCAAGGAGGCUGGCCACAGCUCCGCAUACGGCUUGGACUGCUGAAUCUACUCCCCGGGGAUUGGUUUAGUGCAAAAGUUUGUUUUAUUUUAUCCCGUUCAUCAUACUUUUUCAUUUUAUAUUUUAAAAGCACAGACUGUAGGCUUCCGCAUUUCCCUCAUAUUGAGGCAGGCAAGGUAAUGUAGGGGCAGUUGAUAAUGGUCUGUUUUGGGUGUGCUUUUACUUCACAUUCAUGGAAUGGUCAUUGGCCUCUUCCUAAUACAACGAACGGCGUAGGAUUUGGUAGGAGAAACGGAUAUGGUUUUAUAUACGUGACCUAGGUAUCCCCAAAUCUCU